Leptosomus discolor (cuckoo roller) is the source of this 2002-nucleotide messenger RNA. RefSeq names its product phosphoinositide-3-kinase regulatory subunit 3 (gene PIK3R3). Gene Ontology annotation, molecular function: protein binding; 1-phosphatidylinositol-3-kinase regulator activity. The record is from RefSeq and is a predicted model, not a curated record. Gene Ontology annotation, cellular component: phosphatidylinositol 3-kinase complex. NCBI's taxonomy places the organism in Eukaryota, Metazoa, Chordata, Aves, Leptosomiformes, Leptosomidae. Gene Ontology annotation, biological process: insulin receptor signaling pathway; phosphatidylinositol phosphate biosynthetic process.
UCUUCAUUAAAAGCCGGGAAAGCCAAUCUGUUAUUUAUAAACCUGCCGGGACUUGACUGUCGCGAUGUACAACACCGUGUGGGACAUGGACCGCGAUGACACGGACUGGAGGGAAGUGAUGAUGCCCUAUUCCACUGAGCUGAUAUUUUACAUUGAAAUGGACCCUCCAGCUCUUCCUCCAAAGCCCCCCAAACCAAUGACUCCAGUCAGUACGAAUGAAAUAAAAGAUAAUUCCAGUUUCUCUCUGCAGGAAGCAGAGUGGUACUGGGGGGACAUCUCACGGGAAGAAGUAAAUGACAAAUUACGAGACAUGCCAGAUGGAACAUUCCUGGUGCGUGAUGCAUCAACCAAGAUGCAGGGAGACUACACUCUGACAUUACGGAAGGGUGGCAACAAUAAACUGAUAAAGAUCUAUCAUCGGGAUGGAAAAUAUGGCUUUUCUGAUCCACUGACAUUUAAUUCAGUUGUGGAACUGAUUAACCACUACCGCAAUGAGUCUCUUGCUCAGUAUAACCCAAAGCUUGAUGUGAAGUUGAUGUAUCCGGUGUCCCGAUACCAGCAGGAUCAGUUGGUGAAAGAAGAUAACAUAGAUGCAGUAGGUAAAAAGCUUCAAGAAUACCAUGCUCAGUAUCAGGAAAAGAGUAAAGAAUACGACAAAUUGUAUGAAGAAUAUACCAGAACGUCACAGGAAAUUCAGAUGAAGAGGACCGCAAUUGAAGCAUUUAAUGAAACUAUUAAGAUAUUUGAGGAACAGUGCCACUCACAAGAGCGAUACAGCAAAGAAUACAUUGAGCGAUUCCGCAGGGAGGGGAAUGACAAAGAAAUUGAACGGAUAAUGAUGAACUAUGAGAAAUUAAAAUCACGCCUGGGUGAGAUCCAUGAUAGUAAAAUGCGCCUGGAACAAGAUUUGAAGAAACAAGCUCUGGACAACAGGGAGACUGAUAAGAAAAUGAAUAGUAUCAAGCCUGACCUAAUUCAGCUCCGCAAAAUCAGAGAUCAGUAUCUUGUAUGGCUCAAUCACAAAGGGGUGAGACAGAAGCGAAUAAACGACUGGCUGGGGAUCAAAAAUGAAAAUAUUGAUGACACAUACUUUGUGAAUGAAGAAGAUGAAAACCUGCCACAUCAUGAUGAGAAAACUUGGUUUGUUGGUGAUCUCAACCGUAUCCAAGCAGAAGAUUUGCUCUGUGGGAAACCUGAUGGAGCAUUUUUAAUUCGUGAGAGUAGCAAGAAAGGAUGUUAUGCUUGUUCUGUGGUAGCUGAUGGAGAAGUGAAACACUGUGUGAUCUACAGCACUCCAAGAGGUUACGGGUUUGCAGAACCAUAUAACCUGUACAGCACACUUAAGGAUUUGGUUCUUCAUUACCAGCAGACAUCCCUUGUUCAACACAAUGAUUCUCUAAAUGUCAGGCUUGCCUAUCCUGUCUACGCACAGAUGCCCCCCUCUCUCUGCAGAUAAAUUUUGAGGAGGAGGAAAGUGUUGGCUAUCUUGGAUUCUUUUCUACAGUUUUUAUUAGAACUUGGAGGGCAUUCUUUCUCCUUAGACUGCUUGUUUUGCACAAGAAGUGAUUCUGUGAAUGUGAAUCAAAAAGAGGCCUAGCAGCAACAAGACGACAACUUGGGUGUAGGUGUCCUGGUGCUACCUUAAAAGCUCAGCUGUGCUUUUACACUGAUACUUUUGUUUCCUUAUGAGGGGAAUAAACUCGACACAAUGCAUACAAAAAUACUGGAAGCAAAACAUCAUUUUAUGGAGAUAAUUUUUUGCCAGGCACCUUCAGUGGAACUUGUAAUUGGAUUUUGUUUUCUCUUGUUCUUGUAGAGACAAUUUGGAGCCUCUGUUUGAGGCAUCAGUAAUGUCUUUCAGUCUUAAACUCCCAAGAAACUAGGGGGGAAACUCUUCCACAGCAAUUCUUCUCUGUUAAUUUUAGCAGCUUCACUGCAAUUCAGCCGAACUUCCAAAAGUGGGCUUGUCUUGAGGUAGCAAGGAAUUUAGUGAGAGGAGACC